This is a messenger RNA of Mus pahari (shrew mouse), 4491 nucleotides long. It is a transcript of the gene Col1a2, whose product is annotated as collagen type I alpha 2 chain. Lineage: Eukaryota; Metazoa; Chordata; Mammalia; Rodentia; Muridae. Gene Ontology annotation, cellular component: basement membrane. Gene Ontology annotation, molecular function: extracellular matrix structural constituent. The record is from RefSeq and is a predicted model, not a curated record. The coding region runs from base 177 to 4142 and encodes 1321 amino acids. The transcript is spliced from 50 exons.
UCCCAUAUAAAUAGGGCAGGUCUGGGCUUUAUUAUUUUAGCACCACGGCAGCGGGAGGUUUCGACUAAGUUGGAGGGAACGGUCCACGAUUGCAUGCCUGCACCCGCCAGGUGAUACCUCCGCUGGUGACCCAGGGGUUCUGCGACACAAGGAGUCUGCAUGUCUAAGUGGUAGACAUGCUCAGCUUUGUGGAUACGCGGACUCUGUUGCUGCUUGCAGUAACUUCGUGCCUAGCAACAUGUCAAUAUUUACAAUCGGGAUCUGUACGAAAGGGCCCCACUGGAGACAGAGGUCCACGUGGACAAAGGGGCCCAGCAGGUCCCCGAGGCAGAGAUGGUGUUGAUGGUCCCGUUGGCCCUCCUGGUCCCCCUGGUCCCCCUGGUCCUCCUGGCCCCCCUGCGCCCCCUGGUCUUGGUGGGAGCUUUGCUGCUCAGUAUUCUGACAAAGGAGUUUCACCUGGCCCUGGACCAAUGGGCUUAAUGGGACCCAGAGGCCCUCCUGGUGCUGUUGGAGCCCCUGGCCCUCAAGGUUUCCAAGGACCUGCUGGUGAGCCUGGUGAGCCUGGUCAAACGGGGCCUGCAGGUCCCCGAGGUCCAGCUGGCUCUCCUGGCAAGGCUGGUGAGGAUGGUCACCCUGGAAAACCCGGAAGACCUGGGGAGAGAGGAGUCGUUGGACCACAGGGUGCUCGUGGUUUCCCUGGGACUCCUGGACUUCCUGGCUUCAAAGGCAUAAGAGGACACAAUGGUCUGGAUGGAUUGAAGGGACAGCCUGGUGCACAGGGUGUGAAGGGUGAACCUGGUGCCCCUGGAGAGAAUGGAACUCCAGGUCAAGCAGGGGCCCGAGGGCUUCCUGGCGAGAGAGGGCGUGUCGGAGCUCCUGGCCCAGCUGGUGCCCGCGGCAGUGAUGGAAGCGUUGGCCCCGUCGGCCCUGCUGGUCCCAUUGGGUCUGCUGGACCCCCAGGUUUCCCAGGUGCUCCUGGUCCCAAGGGUGAACUUGGGCCCGUUGGUAACCCUGGCCCUGCUGGUCCUGCUGGUCCCCGUGGUGAAGUGGGUCUUCCAGGUCUUUCUGGCCCUGUUGGACCUCCUGGCAAUCCUGGAGCAAAUGGGCUCACUGGUGCCAAGGGCGCUACUGGACUCCCUGGUGUUGCUGGAGCUCCGGGUCUCCCUGGCCCCCGUGGUAUUCCUGGCCCCGUUGGUGCUGCUGGUGCGACCGGUGCCAGAGGACUUGUUGGUGAGCCCGGUCCGGCUGGCUCCAAAGGAGAGACCGGUAACAAGGGUGAGCCAGGCUCUGCUGGAGCCCAAGGUCCUCCUGGUCCCAGCGGUGAAGAAGGAAAGAGAGGAUCUCCCGGAGAAGCUGGAUCUGCUGGCCCUGCAGGGCCUCCAGGGCUUAGAGGCAGCCCUGGUUCUCGAGGUCUUCCUGGAGCUGAUGGCAGAGCUGGUGUAAUGGGUCCUCCUGGCAAUCGUGGUUCAACCGGCGCUGCUGGAGCCCGAGGUCCUAAUGGAGAUGCCGGUCGCCCUGGGGAACCUGGUCUCAUGGGACCCAGAGGUGAUCCUGGCAAACCUGGUGAGAAAGGCCACCCCGGUCUUGCUGGUGCUCGGGGAGCUCCAGGACCCGAUGGCAACAAUGGAGCUCAGGGCCCCCCUGGACCCCAGGGUGUUCAAGGCGGCAAAGGUGAACAAGGCCCUGCUGGUCCUCCAGGUUUCCAGGGUCUGCCUGGUCCCUCAGGUGCUGCUGGAGAAGUUGGCAAGCCCGGAGAAAGGGGUCUUCCUGGUGAAUUCGGUCUCCCUGGUCCUGCUGGUCCAAGAGGAGAACGUGGUACCCCGGGUGAGAGUGGAGCUGCUGGUCCUUCUGGUCCUAUUGGAAGCCGAGGUCCCAGUGGGGCCCCAGGGCCUGAUGGAAACAAGGGUGAAGCUGGUGCAGUCGGUGCUCCAGGCAGUGCUGGUGCCUCUGGUCCUGGUGGACUUCCAGGAGAGAGGGGUGCUGCUGGCAUACCCGGGGGCAAAGGAGAAAAGGGUGAAACUGGUCUCCGAGGUGACACUGGCAACACUGGUAGAGAUGGUGCUCGUGGUGUUCCUGGUGCUGUAGGUGCCCCUGGUCCUGCUGGGGCCUCAGGUGACCGGGGCGAAGCUGGUGCUGCCGGUCCUUCUGGCCCAGCUGGUCCUCGAGGUAGCCCUGGUGAACGUGGUGAAGUUGGCCCUGCUGGCCCCAAUGGAUUUGCUGGUCCUGCUGGUGCUGCUGGCCAACCAGGUGCUAAAGGAGAGAAGGGGACCAAAGGGCCUAAGGGUGAAAAUGGCAUCGUUGGUCCAACCGGGCCUGUUGGAGCUGCUGGCCCAUCUGGUCCUAAUGGUCCCCCUGGUCCUGUUGGAAGUCGUGGUGAUGGAGGGCCCCCUGGUAUGACUGGCUUCCCUGGUGCUGCUGGACGGACUGGCCCCCCAGGACCCAGUGGUAUUACUGGCCCCCCUGGUCCUCCUGGUGCUGCUGGGAAAGAAGGGCUCCGUGGUCCCCGUGGCGACCAAGGUCCAGUUGGCCGAACUGGAGAAACGGGUGCAUCUGGACCCCCUGGAUUUACUGGUGAAAAGGGUACCCCUGGAGAGCCUGGUUCCGCAGGACCCCCUGGUACCGCAGGUCCUCAGGGUCUUCUUGGUGCUCCCGGUAUUCUGGGUCUCCCUGGCUCUAGAGGUGAACGUGGUCUGCCAGGUAUUGCCGGUGCUCUGGGUGAACCUGGCCCUCUAGGCAUCGCAGGCCCUCCUGGGGCCCGUGGUCCCCCUGGUGCUGUGGGCAGCCCUGGAGUGAAUGGUGCCCCUGGUGAAGCUGGUCGUGAUGGUAACCCUGGCAGUGAUGGUCCCCCAGGUCGUGACGGUCAGCCUGGACACAAGGGGGAGCGUGGUUACCCUGGCAGCAUCGGUCCGACUGGUGCUGCAGGAGCCCCUGGUCCUCACGGUACUGUCGGUCCUGCUGGGAAACAUGGAAACCGAGGUGAACCUGGUCCUGCUGGUUCUGUUGGUCCCGUUGGUGCUGUUGGUCCAAGAGGUCCUAGUGGUCCUCAAGGCAUCAGAGGUGACAAAGGAGAGCCUGGUGAUAAAGGGCACAGGGGUCUUCCUGGCUUGAAAGGACACAAUGGAUUGCAGGGUCUUCCUGGUCUUGCUGGCCUACAUGGUGACCAAGGAGCUCCUGGCCCUGUGGGUCCUGCUGGUCCCAGGGGUCCUGCUGGACCUUCUGGCCCUGUUGGCAAAGAUGGUAGAUCUGGACAUCCUGGACCAGUUGGGCCUGCUGGUGUUCGUGGUUCUCAGGGUAGUCAAGGUCCCGCUGGUCCCCCUGGUCCCCCUGGACCUCCUGGGCCUCCUGGUGUCAGCGGAGGUGGCUAUGACUUUGGUUUUGAAGGAGACUUCUACCGGGCUGACCAGCCUCGCUCACAACCUUCACUCAGACCCAAGGACUAUGAAGUUGAUGCAACUCUGAAAUCUCUCAAUAACCAGAUUGAGACCCUUCUCACCCCUGAAGGCUCUAGAAAGAACCCUGCUCGCACGUGCCGGGACUUAAGACUCAGCCACCCAGAGUGGAACAGCGAUUACUACUGGAUUGACCCUAACCAAGGAUGUACUAUGGAUGCCAUCAAAGUGUACUGUGAUUUCUCUACUGGUGAAACUUGCAUCCAGGCCCAACCUGUAAACACCCCAGCCAAGAACUCAUACAGCCGCGCCCAGACCAACAAGCAUGUCUGGUUAGGCGAGACUAUCAAUGGUGGCAGCCAGUUCGAAUACAACGUAGAAGGGGUAUCCUCCAAGGAAAUGGCAACUCAGCUCGCCUUCAUGCGCCUGCUAGCCAACCGUGCCUCUCAGAACAUCACCUACCACUGCAAGAACAGCAUUGCAUACCUGGAUGAGGAGACGGGCAGCUUGAACAAGGCUGUGCUUCUGCAGGGUUCCAACGACGUCGAACUUGUUGCUGAGGGCAACAGCAGGUUCACCUACUCUGUCCUUGUCGAUGGCUGCUCCAAAAAGACAAACGAAUGGGGCAAGACAAUCAUUGAAUACAAAACAAAUAAGCCAUCUCGCCUGCCGUUCCUUGACAUUGCACCUCUGGACAUUGGUGGUGCUGACCAAGAAUUCCGUGUGGAGGUUGGCCCCGUCUGUUUCAAAUAAGUGAACUCAACCUAAAUUAAAAACCAAAAACUCCUGAAAAAAAAACUUUCUCUUUGCCAUUUCUUCCUUUUAUAAAAAAAAAAAAAAAUCCUGAAAGCUGAAUCCUUCUGUGUCUUCUAUGCACCUACAUCUUAAACUGUGGGCAAAAGAGAAGGAUUGGUCAGAGCAGCGUGCAAUAUGAUCCAACUAAGUCUAUUCCCUUGGCCCCUCCCCAAAAUGUUUUCAGUGUUAUUUUUGUGGGUUUUUUUUUUUUUUAAUAUUCUGACAUCUGUUGUGGACAUUGUCAACCUUUGUAAGAAAACCCAAAUAAAAAUUGAAAAAUAAAAUAAAAAGAAACCCAUGAACAUUC